This is a messenger RNA of Nothobranchius furzeri (turquoise killifish), 1928 nucleotides long. RefSeq names its product asporin (LRR class 1) (gene aspn). The record is from RefSeq and is a predicted model, not a curated record. NCBI's taxonomy places the organism in Eukaryota, Metazoa, Chordata, Actinopteri, Cyprinodontiformes, Nothobranchiidae. Gene Ontology annotation, molecular function: protein binding.
GGUCUGAAACCCAAAGCUCUGAAGCUCAAACCCACACGGAGGAGGUUUUCCAUUGGUGGUGGGGGCAGCUCCUCAGCUGGGGAGAGAGGGUGAUGCUUUUCUUCAUACACAGAGAACAAUCUGACUGCUUCCAGCUGCUGGUCUGUUCACGGAGAGGAGUUUAAACUGACACACCUGGAUUUACUGACAGCUCUGUUUUCUGCAGGAUCACACUAAAGCAGCAGCUCCUGCUUGUGGAUCUGAUCAGAACCAUGAAGGUCCUCCUCUUGUUCUGCCUGCUGACUUUAGGCAGCAGUAAACCCUACCAGCCCAUCAACAUAAUGGACCUCAUGAAGAGCUAUGACAUCAUGAUGGCAGACUCUGAUGAAGAUGAAGACGAUGAUGAUUAUGAUGACGAAGACUGUCCCGCCCACUGUCGGUGUUCUCCAGGAGUGGUGCAGUGCUCCGAUCAGGGCCUGAUUUCUGUUCCAGAGAAGAUUCCUGAAGACACGGUGAUGAUCGACCUCCAAAACAACGACAUCACUGAAAUACAAGAAGAUGACUUUAAAGGCCUCAACAAGCUUUAUGGUCUGUUUCUCAACAACAACAAAAUCUCCAAGAUCCACCCAAAGGCCUUCAGGAACAUGGACCACCUCAGACUGCUUUAUCUGUCCUACAAUCUGCUGACUGAGAUCCCAGCGAACCUGCCUCCCAACAUCAUCGAGCUGCGCUUCCAUGAAAACAACAUCAACAGAAUCCAGAAGGAUGCCUUCAAAGGCCUCAGGAAGCUGCAUGUGCUGGAGCUGGGAGCCAACCCGCUGGCCAACAGCGGGAUGGAGCUGGGGUCCUUUAACGGCCUGUCCACCCUCUACAUCGGAAUAGCCGAGGCCAAACUGACCGAGGUGCCAAAAGACCUCCCAGCAUCCAUCACCGAGCUCAGCCUGGACUACAACAAGAUCUCAAAGGUGGAGGUGGAGGACUUGAUGAGAUACAAAAACCUGAAGAGGUUAGGACUGGGCUUUAACCAGAUCCGGUCUGUUGAAAACGGAAGUUUCACCAGCAUCCCAAAUAUCCAUGAGAUCCACCUGAAUCACAACCGUUUGAAGAAGGUUCCACCAGGUCUGGGAUCCCUGCGCUUCCUCCAGGCGAUUUUCCUUCACGGCAACAAGAUCAGCAACGUAGGAUUCAAUGACUUUUGUCCCAAGUCUGUGAGCAUCAAGAAGAACCCGUACUCAGCCAUCAGUCUGUUCGCUAAUCCCGUUAAAUACUGGAACAUUCAGCCAGCCACCUUCCGCUGUGUGAUCAGCCGGAGGGGUGUCCAGCUGGGAAACUUCAGGAAAAAGUAGAAAAGAAGAAAAGGAAGACGCUCCGUGUGAUUCUGAUGUGUGUUGUAAUAAGCUAGCACAGCCCACACCAGCAUCUGAGCAGUUACUGAGAACAGCGCCACAUGCUGGUCACUCCAGGAAAACCGCUUUGUAACCAAAGCUCUGUUAUUUACUUACAAGUAAAAAUAUUAUUUAGAAGAAAAUUUGGGUAGAAAACGUUUGAACGUGUCUCUGCUGCCUUCUGAAGAGAUAGUAUGACGUCAUUUUACCAAAUCUUUAUGGUUUUCUAUGUUGAGACAUGAUCUUCACCACAGAAGAGUCUGGAUCUGCACAGCUGUGAUCUACACCUACACAUGCUCACAAUCUUCUGUUUGAGGCCCGUCUCCAUUCAUACAACACCUGCUGGUUUCAGAUCAGAUCAGAUCAGAGACUGCUUUAAGGUUCCUCUGCAGGGCUGAGGUUCCUCAUCUACAGUCCUCAUUUUUAAUCAUGUGACUGGACUACAGGUAGUUUCAGAAAGAUAAGCAGGUAAAGUGUCUUCUGUUUGAAUGUCUCAUCUCCUCUGAAAUGGUGCUAUAUUUAUUAAGGAUGUCUUUAAUAAACCCGAAACACCUCAAACGAAAA